Messenger RNA from Drosophila eugracilis, 783 nucleotides. RefSeq lists its product as uncharacterized. The record is from RefSeq and is a predicted model, not a curated record. The transcript has a single exon. NCBI's taxonomy places the organism in Eukaryota, Metazoa, Arthropoda, Insecta, Diptera, Drosophilidae. The coding region runs from base 73 to 774 and encodes 233 amino acids.
GAUCUACGCUUUUCUGUCAGUUUUAGAGAAAUUUUUCAGUUACACAAGUGUAUAUUGUAUUGGUUUUGCCAAAUGUUUAGAUCUGCCAAAAACCAAGAAUCAUCCAAAUUUCAAAGUGCAGUGAUGCAACGAGUAGUCUCGGUUAAGCCAGGUAAUAUUAGGUCCGUGAGUACGCGUCCGGCCUUCGUUCCACUGAUUUCAGUGUUUCACGAGGAGAAGGGAAAAAAUGUGGCCAAGGAUUCUUCAGUUGCUUGUGAUAUAUCACCUCCUACGGUUUCCGAGAAGACGACGGAGAAAUCGAAGUCGAAGCAAAAGAACGAACCCCAACGAUUUAUAAAACUUGCAAGAGUUAAAGAAGAAAUAGUAAGAAAAGCCAUGGACAGCCCGAAAACUGUAAGAGCAGCUUCCUCGCGGACCACUGGGAGCACUAGGAGCUCUACCUCCAAUAGGAUCAAUCAGUUUUAUAUUCCCCUACGGAUUUCUAAUGGGGUAACCAGCCGGAUUCGACGCCCCUCCGAGCACGGCGUUUUCCAUUACCACCUGUCCCAGCUGGAGAAGACCGGAUUCGGCGAAUGUAUCAGAUAUCCCAUGAAAUCUGUGCCCGCGGCGGAGCUUCUUCUGCUGCGGAAUGGCCAGCGUGCCUCCUAUCUUGAGAGGCGAUACGAACGGAGCCCGGACGACAAGUACAACUAUCCCGAGGCAACCAGCUGGCGGUAUGGCUGGUUCCACCGCGAGUCCGAUCCCUAUCAGAAGCGACUACCCAGACGGGACUAGAUCCACCUU